CAACACCAAAACCGACAUGGAGACUACCAAAGACGCCUGACAGUUUCUGUCUUCAUCCUUAUUUCUUAUACGAGAUGUUAAUCGCUAUCUACUGACGCCAGGCUUCGGCACACAGGUCCGGUUGUGAAAAUGGAGGCCAUGGAAGAUGAUAGUUUGGACAUAAAAGACGAUCACAACCACAACUAUUGUGCGAGCAGCAGCAGCAGUAGUAAAGUCCGCACGUAUCUUAGCAGCCGACUGUCGGAUGUAACGACGGUCCCGCAGCCCGUCUGUCCACCGGUGCCGGGAGGAGAACCGGCGACUCGACGAGGGAAGCUGUGGCCCGGCAGCACCGCCGGGUCAAAGUUCAUGGACUCGGAUUCAGGGAGUGAGAGCAGCGAAGUUAGCGAGGCUGACUGCACGGCUACGCCAGCCUCUGUCGAGGGGAAAUUCACCCUCGACUCUACUUCCAAGUUUCUCCUGAAUGCGAUGGCAGUAGAAGACUAUCGGAAAAACCACUGGCCAAACCUGGAGAAGGCCAUUGACCGCCUGCUGAUCCAGAACCCCACAGACCACAUCUCUGUUUCUUAUGCACAGAUAUACAGUUACAUUUAUAAGUGUGUUUGUCAGCAGCACUCAGAGCUGCUCUACAAUGAUUUGACAUCAAAAAUAACAAGUCAUCUGCAGCAUAUUUCCACCAAUCUACAGGCCAGUCCUCCUGAGAACUUAAUUGAGAACUUCAACAUUGCACUGACACAAUACACAGCUUCUCUUCAGUGUAUAGUCCCUGUGUUUAUGUACUUGAACAAGUUCUACAUCGAGUCAAAGCUGAACAGAGACCUAAGAGAGGAUUUGAUGAAGCUGUUUGCUGAUCAAGUUGCAGAGAAACAUGUGAACACACUGAUGCCUCUUCUCAUCGAAGCUCAUGCUAUGCCCUUUCAAGUGCAGCCGUCUACAAUGGCCAGUGUGGUUAAAGGCCUCUACAGCCUCCGACCAGAGUGGGCCCAGUUAGCCCCAGUUCUCUUCUCGGGGUUUAUUCCCCAAAUCAACCCACCCGCUGUGGAGUCUCUGCUGUCUGACUACGCCGCUCAUGACCAGAAGCUACAGCUGGAGCUUUCCAUGAAUGGAUUUCCACGAGGUGACCAGUCUCGCAAGCGGGCUAGCGAUGACUCCUGAUAGCAGAGCCGGUGUCACCGGAACCGUUACUGUGCCUCCUACAUCUUCUAUCACAAGUUGGCUCACUGCAAUAGGUACAAUGUUAACAAUGUGUCAGUUUCAUCUCUGUCGACUCAAGGUCAUGAAACACUGUGAACAACAAAGCAGAAGCUUAAUCUUACUGCACUUAUAAACAAAAAAAAAAGCACACAGACUUCCAUUAUGGUGCUUUCCUCUGUGAUUAUGAUGCAUCCAGCUUCAGUACUCGUAGGAUGCUGUCGUGUGUCCUCGGACGGUUUUUCUUCAUGUUCUCCUCGUUUGAAGAAUGCCUUUGCGGUGUGUGUUUGAUCGGAUAUCCUGACAGGGGAUAGGCUGAUGGUGGGUAAUUCAUUUCUAACCUUUAACAUGGAAGUGUCUUGUGUGGUUUUGAUAGACUGGGCUAAUCAAGACUUUUUUCUAUUGCUGCUAAUAAUACUGUCUAUGUGUUAAUACUACAAAUCCCCUGGUUUCAUCCACGGUGUGUGUAGCUACAGUCAAUACAAAUGAGUGUGAUAAGAAACGGGAACUAAGUCAUUGACCUCAACUAUGAUUCUCUUCUUCAUGUUGCCUUUACUGUGUUGGUAAACCGGAUUGUAUUUUCCAGUUGCGCCAAAGACGAUUUGCAGUGCUUGGUUUUUUGUUUUGUUUUUUUUAUACACAAUACAUUGGAUUGACUGACAUUGUUAAUGUUGUAUGCUGUCUGAGUCACUGAGCCAUUUAAGUUUUUUAUACUAACAAGUUUUGAGCUUGUUUGUUAGACUAAUGUCAAUUUCUAACUUAAAAUAAUACUUGUUUGUGUUAGCCUUGCAUGUAGGACUGGCAGGGGACUUCGUUGCAGGACAUUACAGAGUGCCACAAAGUUUAGACAAACAGUGCAAACACACUGCAAACAGUGUUUGAGAUUUUCCUCAAAUGUAAAUACAUCGAACCCUUUGCUUCAUGGAUUUAAUGAAACAAAUGAUAUGCAAAUAUUGUUUUGACCCGAGUCUGGCAUACUUGUGCAUUAAACGUUCCUAACGUGUAGCCUUUUCAUGAUGUAAAUAGUUUUUGUCUUUGGAUAGUGCUCAGCGUACACUAGCUUCACUUGAAUAGAAGUAUUUGAUACAAGGUUUUACACUGUUUUAAGUGUAAAUAGAUGCUCAGGCUUGCUUUUUUCCCCCUCGUCUGUUUUCUUGGAAAUGGUUCUCAUCUUCUCUCAAAUAAACUAAUUUUACUAAUCAUGGAA
Messenger RNA from Toxotes jaculatrix (banded archerfish), 2398 nucleotides. It is a transcript of the gene cacul1, whose product is annotated as CDK2 associated cullin domain 1. Lineage: Eukaryota; Metazoa; Chordata; Actinopteri; Toxotidae. Gene Ontology annotation, biological process: ubiquitin-dependent protein catabolic process. The transcript is spliced from 8 exons. Gene Ontology annotation, molecular function: ubiquitin protein ligase binding. The record is from RefSeq and is a predicted model, not a curated record. Bases 130 to 1155 code for a protein of 341 amino acids.